AUGCCAGAGCCCUCAGCUCAACCCCCAUCCUCUGCAGGGAUCGGCGUGGGACUCGUCGGCUUUGGCCUCUUCUUCAUCCUUUUUGGGAUGCUCUUGUACUUUGACUCGGUGCUCCUGGCCUUCGGAAAUAUCCUCUUCCUCUCUGGUUUGGUCUUCAUCAUUGGCUUCAGAAGGACAUUCACCUUCUUCUUCCAGAGGCCAAAACUAAAGGGCACCAGCUUCUUCCUGGGAGGGGUCCUCAUUGUCCUCAUGAGGUGGCCCCUGCUGGGCAUGCUGCUGGAGGCCUACGGCUUCAUCACCCUCUUCAGGCGUUUUUUCCCAGUGGCUUUUGGAUUUUUGGGCUCAUUGGGAAACAUCCCCCUGCUGAGCAAGCUAUUCCAGAAACUUGGAGACACCAGCUCCAUGGUGUGACCUUGAAGACAGGCCGCACUGCUAAAGAUAGGAGGCAGCAAGUGAGCUCUGGCCCGCCUCUCCCACCCCCGUGUAACCUGCACCCAGGGACCCCUCACGCUGAUUGGAGCAGCCUGUGCCCCAAGGACGGUGCCUCACUACCCCACCGGGCUCUCAGCGGUGACCCGCAGCCUGCCAGGAGCAAGCGGGUGGUGAGCGAGGCUCCUGAGCCCAGAAGUUGUGCCAGGUGGGAUUGUGUAAUGCUUUUUUU
Molecule: messenger RNA, 661 nt
Organism: Struthio camelus australis
Lineage: Eukaryota; Metazoa; Chordata; Aves; Struthioniformes; Struthionidae
Source: RefSeq, a predicted model, not a curated record